CUUCCUUACCCCAUAAUAUUUCUUUUUUCUUUUCUUUUCUUUUUUCCACCCUUUUUAUUUAUAAUUUCUCUCAAAUAUUCCAAUUCCUCGCCGAUUAAUUCGUACGCAAGUCGGGGUCGAACAUGCCGGCGCCGCCGGUUUAGUUUCCUGGGCUUUUUUUGUUUUCUUUCUACUCUCCAGAUCCGCUUAAUCGCCAUCAGGAGUUGGGGGUAGUUUGGUUCAGUUUGUUGUGACUGAAAAGAAAAAAAGAGAAGAAAAUGGAGUUGUCUGGGUUCUCCAGAUGAGAACUGAUGUUAUUGACAGUAGAAGGAGGAGGGUUCUUCUCUUCUUCAGCGUCCGGGUAUAGCAAGGGCUUGGCCCUUCUUCUGUUGGGUCAGAAGCACGAGGACAAGUCCAUGAGAGUUUCGCCGUGGAAUCAUUACCAGUUGGUAGACCAAGAACCUGAUCCUGAUCCUGACCUCCAACUGGCUUCCAUCAAGAACCGGCUUUCCCGCGGGUGCGCCUCUUUUGUCUGCUUUGGUCGCACUUCCGCCGGGCUUGACACACCGUCGCCUUUGAAAGUUGGCCCUGUUCAACAGCAGGAUGUCUUGCCAGGGUCCUUUGCUUCAGAUAAGAGUAAUGAUCAAGCAACUCAGCUUGAUGAUGGCAAUAGCGAUGCAAGAAAGGUUGUUUUCAAAAGUAGUUUGAAGAAGCAAUCACAUACUACUCAAGUUCCUCUUGAGGAUGGUAAUGACCGUGAGGUAUCAGGGGAAAAGGAUGGUGAUAUCCCGAGUCAUACAGUACGAAGAAAGGUGCAGUGGACUGAUGCUCAUGGUAGUGAGCUUGCUGAAAUCAGAGAAUUCGAACCCAGUGAAACAGGUGGAUCAGACGAUGAAUUCAGUAAUGGAAGUGAAAAAACUUGUGCAUGUACAAUCAUGUAGUUGGGCCAUUAUGUCGGAGUUUGAUGAUGCCAUCCGGUAAAAUUGCUUUCUAACAGAGCUUCAAUCUUAUAUGUUGGAAAAUGGUCAGUUGAUUUGUGGGCAAGGGAAGAAGCAAAGUGUUGUUUUUGUUGAUUCUACAUGGAAAUCAGAAUGCAACCAUUAGAGAGGAGCUUUCUUUCUGGGCCACCUUUGUUGGAUUUUCAUAUUGUGUCUAUAUAAAUAUAUAUUGAAUUUGAGAGUUCAAUUUUGCCAUCCUGCCCUGGGCUUCGCUUUCAUUUUCUUAUAUCAUGAUUAUUAUUAUUAUUCUUGUUGCACGACACUGUUGUCCAUUAUUCCUGGGUAAUUAAUGUGUUCUAUAUAUAUGUACAAUAUAUAUUCAGUUCAAUCAUGGUUAGUUGAAAAGGGUGGGUUAUAAA
Gossypium raimondii (Peruvian cotton) is the source of this 1336-nucleotide messenger RNA. RefSeq lists its product as uncharacterized. NCBI's taxonomy places the organism in Eukaryota, Viridiplantae, Streptophyta, Magnoliopsida, Malvales, Malvaceae. The coding region runs from base 291 to 920 and encodes 209 amino acids. The transcript has 3 exons. The record is from RefSeq and is a predicted model, not a curated record.